Eupeodes corollae is the source of this 1105-nucleotide messenger RNA. It is a transcript of the gene IntS12, whose product is annotated as integrator complex subunit 12. Gene Ontology annotation, cellular component: integrator complex. Bases 131 to 1051 code for a protein of 306 amino acids. The record is from RefSeq and is a predicted model, not a curated record. NCBI's taxonomy places the organism in Eukaryota, Metazoa, Arthropoda, Insecta, Diptera, Syrphidae. The transcript has a single exon. Gene Ontology annotation, biological process: snRNA 3'-end processing.
UUCAAUUCGGAAAAGGGCAUCGCUUUGGGUUUUGUGGGAGUAUUUGAUCAAAACUUUUUAGACAACGAUUGAAGGAGGACAACAGAGCAGACGACGGACAGACCUGUUACAUACUUUUGUUAAAAACCAAAUGGCUGCCGCAACCGAACUAGAUUCUUCUCUAAAACAAGCCCUAAAUUUCCUCCAUUCCACAAAUCCUCAAUCAGCAGAGGAAAUUCGCAAUUGCCUCGAUGAUAUUAUCAAACAACGCUAUGGCAGCUCAAAAAUGCUCGCCAACACAAUAAGUCAGAAGCAUCUUGACGAAGAACCCCAGGCACCCGGGACCAUAGCCCUUCCCAUUGAGGUCGAAGACCUAACUCUUACCCAAUCGCCUAAAACAAUCACAGAUUCACCCAAUACAAUAGCUGAAUCCGAUGAUAUGGGCGGUGCUCUCACCAUAUCCGAGGAAGUGGAAAAUCUGAAGGAAUUCGGUGACCUUAAGUGUGUCGUCUGCGGGGAGAUGAUAGUCACGGCGACAAAUCGACUCAUAGAAUGCUCAAAAUGUGUAUCGUUGUAUCAUCAAAAUUGUCACAAGCCAAAUAUCACCGACGAGGAAGCGGACGAGCAGGAAUUGUCUUGGACUUGCAGCAAUUGCCAAAAUAAAACACCGGUUGUUGCGAAAAUAGUCCUCGAUGAUCCCAUUCCCCUGCUCAAACCAAAAUCCUCUUCAGCGUCUUCCUCAAGGUCGUCAUCCUCGUCGACUUCUUCAUCACCGUACUACCGACAGGAGCAUUCUUCAUCGUCGUCGAGUAGACACAACAAGGGAAUUUCAUCUAAGAAAUCUAGUUCAUCCAGGGACCCAACCAAUUCAGGGGUGUCGUCAUCGAAGUCUAGCACCUCCUCAUCUGUCGUCACUCCAUCGAUAAAUGUGAUAAGCGCCGCCGAUAAGACUGGUUAUUCGAGCAAGAAGUCGUCGCAUUCUAGUGGAAGCAGUAGCAGUAAAUCGAAGUCGAAGCAUCACGAGAGCAGCAGUGGCAGUGGCGGAAGCAGUAAGAGAAAAUCUAGUAAAUAAGUUAAAAAUGUACAUAAACAAAAAACAAUAAAGUAUAAAAUUUUAUUAAAAAAA